GGCCUCGUUGUGAGGAAAUAAAUAAUGCGCUGGGAAGAGGGGUUGCAGUGUUGGAAAGAAAUGCGGUGUGUUUUGACUGCACAAAAAUCAGAAAAUCGCAAAGAAAUCAUCUCUCUGCGUAUGCGGUUGCAUGGAAGGGGGACUGCAGAUUGACUUAAGCAAGCUGGUUUCCGGUGUAGACGAAGACCCACGGCCUCUUGAAAUCAUCAAACGACCGCGCCAGGAACAGCCACCACCGCCGGAGCCCGAUGCGAUGAGCGGCGAUGACGAACACAAGGAGGAUUUGUCUAAGCUUUCCGAUCACGAGCUCAAGGACACCCUACGGCGGUUGAUGAGCCGAACGGAACAGUUAGUCAGCAAAUUGCCUGACAAUGGCAAGAAGCUUCUAGCGCGUAUCAAGCGCCUUGAGGAAGAGAAGGAACGGAGAGAGCUUCCGCGAUCGGAAGUGGAUAUGGAUAGUCCAAAGGAGUCUACAAAGUCGAAUUCAGUCACAGCUGGUUUCUUGGAUGGCUUUGAACAAGAGGAUGAAUCAUCUCCAGCUGUUUCAGAACAUAAAUUUGGUGCUUGUUUUAGUAGAAAGAUGGAAGAAAAUCAGACAGGUUGCUGGAUAAUCAAUCCAUUUGAUAAAAAACCAAAUGAUUGUGAGCACCAGAAGACGAGAGAUCUUAGGGAAAUUCUUCAGGGGGAAAGACAGAAAGGUCAGUCAUCAUCAAGACAAAAGAACUUGCAUCCCUCUCAUAAGCUUUCUCGUAAUGGAUGUCAACGUAAUUCCUUGAGACGUGAUCAAAGGGACAGAGUUUCUUCCGUUUGUUCUCUCCACAGCACUGUUGAUGACCAGCCAAUAUCUGUUGCUGAUGAAAAGAAAGCUUUUGAAGCCACACCUUCCUUUGGCUCAAGGUCCAAGAAGGAGCAAACCAUUGUUCUUGUAGAUGAGGAGGAGCCACUGCUUGUAGAGACAACACAUCAAGAAGCUAAACUUCCUGAAUGCUCAAAAGAUGCAAGGAUUUACUAUCCAUCAAGAGAUGAUCCAGAUCCUGUUGAAAUUUGUUUUGGGGAUAUAGACAACCUUGCCCCUGAAGCCUACCUGACAUCAACAAUUUUGAAUUUUUACAUCCGAUAUUUAAGGCAGCAAGCAUCUCCAACAAAUAGGGAAAUUUGCGACUGUCAUUUUUUUAACACAUACUUUUACAAGAAGUUGACAGAGGCUGUUUCAGACAAGGGAAGCAACAAAAUUGAUUUUGUUAGGUUUAGACGGUGGUGGAGAGGUGUUAAUAUAUUUCAGAAGGCUUAUAUACUUAUUCCAAUUCAUGAAGAUCUCCAUUGGAGCUUAGUCAUUAUUUGUAUCCCCAACAAAGAAGAUGAAUCAGGACCCAUCAUGCUUCAUUUGGAUUCACUGGGACUUCACUCUAGCAGAUCGGUAUUCUGCAACAUUAGAAGAUUUUUAAAGGAAGAAUGGAAUAUUUUGAAGCAAGAAGUUGCUCCUUUAGAUCUUCCAAUUGGAGAUGAAGUGUGGAACAAUCUUCCCAGUAAAAUCAGUGAGAGGAAAAUUUCAGUUCCCCAACAGAAGAAUGAUUUUGAUUGUGGUCUGUUCGUUCUUUACUUCAUGGAGCGCUUCAUAGAAGAGGCUCCUGAAAGACUGAAAAAGAGAGAUUUAGCAAUGUUUGGCAAGAAAUGGUUCAAACCUGAAGAAGCCUCUGGUUUGAGAUGUAAAAUCCGGAAUGUACUCAUAGAACUAUUUCGAACUGCUACAACAGAAUAGCUGUGCUUCAGAACCUUCUCACACACAUGAUGGCGCUCUAGCAUGAAUCUGGUGCUGUACACAACCUGAUACCUCACCGGUGGACUGGGUACCAUCUCUGUAUAGCUGGUAUGGUCAAUGCAAUUACCUUGCUCAUGAAAUUUUUUUGCAUUUUCCUUUGUAUACAUUAACCAACGCCAUCAUCACGUUAAAGGGUAUGAAAAAAGGCAGGUCCGAGAGUGCAAAUUGAAUGUUUAUGAACUGGCUUGAGAUUUAUAGAGCCCUUAGCUUCUUCAGGUGGAGAGGAAGAGAAUAGAAUAGGGAUCAAAACUUAUAAAUCAUCACGCCUGUCUGAAUUGUGCAAAAGAUGCUCUUUU
Messenger RNA from Rubroshorea leprosula, 2115 nucleotides. The record is from the annotation of a GenBank genome assembly. NCBI's taxonomy places the organism in Eukaryota, Viridiplantae, Streptophyta, Magnoliopsida, Malvales, Dipterocarpaceae.